This is a messenger RNA of Lutzomyia longipalpis, 2094 nucleotides long. Its product is annotated as fringe glycosyltransferase. Gene Ontology annotation, molecular function: O-fucosylpeptide 3-beta-N-acetylglucosaminyltransferase activity. The transcript is spliced from 7 exons. Gene Ontology annotation, biological process: regulation of Notch signaling pathway; pattern specification process. Gene Ontology annotation, cellular component: Golgi membrane. Lineage: Eukaryota; Metazoa; Arthropoda; Insecta; Diptera; Psychodidae. The record is from RefSeq and is a predicted model, not a curated record. Bases 457 to 1566 code for a protein of 369 amino acids.
AGCAUGGCACGAUCUGCAGCCGAUGGCUAAGCGAUGUGGAAGUCACUUCCAGCAGCACCAGCAAAAGUUCCUCAAUCGCUCGGUUUCAGUUUCAAUUCAAUCUUACGCGUGCUUGGACGGCUUUUGUGCCGCUCAUUCAUCUUGAUCGCGAUCGUGGACUGUUUUGUGCACUCUGUGGUGCUCUCAAUAUUGCAGAGGUGGUGCUAAAUUGAAUUUCCAUUUUGAGUUUUUCUUUUCGUCUAAUUCAUUGUGAUUUUAUUCAAUAAACAUUUUUUUGCACACAUAAAGCUUAGUGUUGAGAGAGAGUUUUGGACAACAUUGGGGGUGGUUGGCGAAUGAUCUGAAGGAUUGUGGUGAAUUAAUGUGACAGAGAGCACGUUGUGUUGGUUGAAUGAGGGUAGGAAAAUGUGCACAAGAGAAAAUCGUCCAGUGUGAAGCUCGUGUGCCUUGUUAUGAAUGGUGUGCCCAUUGUGGAAAAUGACCAUAAAUCUACCCAUACCGCAGAGAUACAAGAGAAUACUCCAAGCUAUGACUAUUGUGAUCGCUAUUAUCUACAUGACACUGGUCCUGUAUCAAAGUGUCUCCGGUGUCAGCGAGUAUCAGAAUCUUCCACUGGUCAACACUGCAUCACCAGCAGUAUUGCAAAAUGCCUCCUCAAAUGUGCCACAGGCAGAUGAUAAGACGCUGUACACGACCAAAAUGACCCAGGGUGGCUAUCUGGAUCUGAGUCAGGGUACCGUGACGGGUACCCCGAAACCACCCACUACGGAAUUGGAUGAUAUCUUUAUAAGUGUUAAGACAACGAAGGGGAAUCACGACACAAGGCUGGCACUCAUUAUCAAAACGUGGUUCCAGCUGGCAAAAUAUCAGACAUGGUUUUUCACCGACACGAAUGAUAAAUACUACCAGGAACUCACAAAUGGGCACAUGAUUAACACCAACUGCUCCAUGGGUCACUUCCGAAAGGCUCUGUGCUGCAAGAUGUCCGUGGAAUUGGAUGUUUUUCUCAACAGUGGCAGAAAAUGGUUUUGUCAUUUUGACGACGACAACUAUGUGAAUGUGCCGCGUCUUGUGCGCCUCCUGGAUGAGUAUUCAGCCUCAAAGGAUUGGUACCUCGGGAAGCCAAGUAUUUCUUCUCCCCUGGAAAUCAUCAUGGAUAAUAAAUCAGCGCGAGACAAGAAGAUCACCUUCUGGUUCGCCACGGGCGGUGCAGGGUUCUGCAUCAGUCGGGCAUUGGCGCUGAAGAUGCUCCCCAUUGCCGGCGGCGGGAAAUUUGUGGAGAUCGGCGACAAAAUCCGCUUCCCAGACGACGUCACGAUGGGCUUCAUUGUGGAGCAUCUGCUGCGGAUACCGCUAACAGUUGUGGAUCAAUUUCACUCCCAUCUGGAACCGAUGGAGUUCCUCAGGCCGGAAAUGUUCCACGAUCAAGUCUCCUUCAGCUAUGCUCGCAUGAAGAAUGAGUGGAAUGUGGUGAAGAUUGAUGGAUUCGACACAAAGACAGACCCGAAGAGAUUCUACAGCCUACACUGUCACCUCUUCCCCUAUUUUAGCUUCUGCCCCAGGUGAUGGACACCCCAGUCUUCCUCAAACGGGCAGCUCUCCUAAAAGCUUCCCGGACAGCCGAUGCGGCAUCGUGAAUGUUCAGCCAAAUAUUAAAAAAAAAAUCCCGGCGGAGCAUCCCCGGAAAUCUCUCUGUAUAUAGUUUUUAAAAAAUCCUUCUCUGAAGGAAGCAAGAAAAAAACGUGACUUUUUUGUCUGUGAUCUCUGUAAAAGGCGUGAAAGGGGCCAACGAAUUGUGUGAAAUAAAAAAAAAUCGAAAAAGAAUUCAAAUAAAAACGAUUAAAUGUUAAAUAUUCUUUUAGCAUCCUAAUUUAAGCUGUUUUAAUAAAAUGUUUCUAGUCUCUUGAAGAGAAAUUUUGCCACUAGAAUUUUUAUGAAAUUCAGCGUGGAAUGAACUUUUGAGAAAAGUCAAAAAAAAUUGUUAAAAUUCAAUGUAAGAUUGGGAAGAAAAAAUCGAAGAAAAAUCUGUGUGAAUUAUGUUGUUAUUUUAAGUGUAUUAAAUGCAAAUUAAAUAUUUUUGAAAAACACAAGAAA